AUGUUUCUCAACAUGGAUUUGGUUGCGUACCUCCUCGACGAUCUCGGACGCUUCGCUCUGAAUGGGACGAUUUUCCUCGUCGGUGCUCGCAUCGUAUACUGGAUAGUAACCGAUAAUUGCGACAUUAUCACGAAGGUCACCCCGAAGAACUAUCACUUUAUAUUGAGUCUCGAGAAAGCAUCGGGGUCAGAACCUUCAGACUCAGCGACGCCGCCGGCCUCUUCCGAGGACCUCGAACAAGAUUCGUCGACCGAUACAUUCACCGUUGCGACAGCGAGCGCGACGUCGGACGAAGCCGAAUUCGAGUUCGGAACGAUCUCGGAAAUCGCCAAAGAAGCCAUCGUCGAUGUAGAACAAUCAGAACACAUUACGGCAGACGCCAUGAUCGAAGAGUUCGCUCAGCGAGCUGUCAACGGCAUUAUCGACGAUGCUCUGAAGCAAAUGAAAGUCGAGGAGGAGAAGAACAGUGAGCUCUUGAAUCAGCCAGGAUGCUCCGGAAUAACGCCGACGGAGCUCUAUGCGGAGAAGGUGGCUCGCACGAUUAUGGGCGGCGUUAUGAUCGAGAGCAACAGACGACGUCCGCCUCCGAUCGUAAUAAGAAAUUCCAAUUAUUCGGAUCCCGCGACUGAAAUUUGCUCCGACGAUCAAAAACAUAUCGGUCAAUACGCAGAUCAGAUGGCAACGGAGAUAUUGCAGAGUGCUCUCCAUCCUGUCCCCACCCAGACGGUUGCUAAAGAUGCCGAUGUCGUUCAGGAAACGCCAGCGAAAGACUCCCCAGCUUCACGGCUCUCCGGAGUCAAAGAGGUUCUCAAACAAAGCGUGCGAGAAAGUGGGAAUUUUUUAGGAGAAGGUGCCACGUCUCCAGACAGUGGGGAGUCGUCUCCGAGAGCACCACAGGAAACCACUGCAACGAUCAGCCAGCUGCCACCACCUCUACCACCGCCGCCUCUGCCGCAAAAGCUGCCCAAUCAGCCCCAGGAAGUCCAAUCAGAAUGCUCUCCCGCAUCCGAUCGUUAUCAAUUGGACUCUCCUCGCGAUUCAAGUUGGGCCAGCCUCAACGUUCCGAAGAGCAUUGAGGAUAUUCAGAUCGACUGCGGCCAACGGAAGUACGUUCGCAUCGAAGAUGCUUCCAAAGCUAUGUGGUCCGCCCUCCACAACAGAAGUUAUCGCUGCAUUCACCAGUAG
Messenger RNA from Galendromus occidentalis (western predatory mite), 1185 nucleotides. RefSeq lists its product as uncharacterized. NCBI's taxonomy places the organism in Eukaryota, Metazoa, Arthropoda, Arachnida, Mesostigmata, Phytoseiidae. The transcript is spliced from 6 exons. The coding region runs from base 1 to 1185 and encodes 394 amino acids. The record is from RefSeq and is a predicted model, not a curated record.